UAUACCUUAGCGCUGCUUCUACCACUGGUUCACUGUUAAUCUGGAGUAAUGAGGGCCAAUUAGAUACCCUCGCUCAAAGAAGUGUCGAAUCACAGAGACUCAGUUGAGACGACUCACAAGUCAGCAGCCAAUGAACAGGUGGCAUUUGCCCGAGUGUGUAGAGUGUAGUAGAGUCUAUCCUGGAGGUCACUGAAUCCGCGAAUUUUGCAGGUCUCUAGUUAUUAAGUUACGUUGUAUUGGUGGAAACAAGAGUGCAAACUGAAUGUUGUAGAGGAAAACAUAAUUUUAUGGCAAUUUGUCAUUUUGUGCACGUUCUUUUGAAAUUUGUUUUGAUAACAAUUUGUAUUGUAGUACAUCUGAUAUCUUGCCAGGUAGGCCGAUUAGACACAGCUAAACUAUUAGAUGGAAACAAAAAAAAAAGCAGAGAAAUUGGUUGAUGUUCACUAACAGGUCAUGUUCCUGGAGAAAGUGUCUGCUAAGCAGAAUUUUUUUAUAAUCGAGGCUCAUUCUCUCACUUCAUGUUGGUUAUUUCCUCUUCUUGUCAUCACUUUUAUUUAACUACUUCUUUAAAUUGUAGGUGGUGAAAUUUUGGAACAAAAAUGACAAGCAGUUUACAGGAAUAACACGUAUGUAAUGAUAUGGAAGGAAAAAAAAAUGAAAUUUCUGUGGAAUUCAAUGUCCCAAAACCACUCGCAGAAGUUGCAUUUAAUUUGUAUCCUUUUGUUUUUGUCCCGAAUAGUAGUCUUUAAAGUAACAUAUUUACCAUUUCUCAUUAACUAUGAAUUAUUUAUAUUUACAAACCUUCAGUCUGUGUUAAGUAAAUAAAAUUAAUUUGUUCAUUAGCCACAUAAAUAUAAUAUUUUAUCUAUGCUCAAAAUACAUUUUUUCCAUUGUUUAACCUCCAGAAAAUACUAUAGAACUUAAUACCUGACACUCUGCCUGUUUUACAUAUAAAAUUAUGGAAACCAUGGAUAUUAGUGGUUCCUUACGAGAGUUGUAUAAAACUUUGUUUAGUAAGGUGAAGGAAAUUACGUAAUGACUUACGACUUUGAGGAAUAUUAUUGUCAUUAUCAUGUUAAGAAAUUUGGGCAACCUACAGUUCACAGAGACAAGAGCUACACCCGAACAGUUCUGAAGUUCUCUAAAGUUCGCCGAUCGCUUGCGAAGAAACACCAUAUUGCAAGGAUUUAUAUAUUUUACGAUCAUAGAGUAUUUUAAAUAAUGCUAACCUAACUGAACCAACUUUUUUUUUAGUUACGAUAAUCUUAUCUAACAUAAUCUACCCUGGAAAAAAAUAAAGAACUAUUAUUUAUUUCACUGACCCAACCUAAUCUAACUGAAAUGUUUGGUCGUUGGUUGUGGCUUUCAUCACUAUGAACUAAGCUAUUUAAGGAAUUUUAACAAAAAAAAAAAAAAAGAAGCUUUCUGUAAUUGGUAGAGACCUGAAAUUUUCGCGAUCGCGAUAACGCGAAAAAUAACGCGAAUUUCAUUGAUAAUCGCGAAAUAAUACGAUUUCGUUUAGUUUUCUGUAUACACGCGAAAUUUUAAGAAAUGUACAGUAACAAACUUGGUUUCAUCUUGAGUUCGCCGGCAUCGCCAUUGUCAGAACUAAAACUAACCAACCUUAGCGGUAGCCUGCCACUGUUUACGUUUCGAAAAUCACAUAUUUUACAUGUAUGUAUGGAAGAACGAAAUAUAUUGCUGCUAAGAUGUGACCACAACACAAAAUAAACAUAAUGUACGCAACCACAACUUCACGUCAUACGUGAGCGAUACUGUUAGUGUUGAUGUAAUGGCUGGAAGGAGGCGGCAAGUUGUGAGCAAGCGGAACCAGCGUGGCCAACCCUUCAGCAAGAAAUGUCCGUAUGAAAAUGUCAUUUGGACCGUAUUUCCCGAUACAGGUCCGUACAUGAAUGUUUUUACGAUUAUAUUAAUAAAACUAUUGCACAAUAAUGACUUCGUGAUUUAAUUUUGCCAUGAAAUAGAAUUACGAAAUAAACUAAAUAAAAUAUUGUUCUUACACAACGCAGUUAUGGAAUAAACCUUGGGAAUAAACGAUUUGUGACGCCACAAAAGAUUGCAUGCUGGGAAGAAUCAGCUUUUUUUUUCACAAACAACCGGCACUCGGCAGUCGUGCGCACGUCUGCCGUAAGGAUCAAUGCUAUGUGUUUGUAACGCGAUUCCAGGUGAAGUAUAAGAUAAACACCGUUAUGUCCGUACAUUGCCACUUAUUUCGUUUAAUGUAUCGUAUUUUACUGCUGCAUGGGAACAUUAAAAUAAAAUAACUUGAGUUUGUGUAAAAAAUAUGCCGAAAAAUGCUGCAAGUGCGCGGCAACGUGCCGACGAUUUCAAAAGCGACGGGCUAUAUGCACCCGAUAUGGCGACGUUAAUGUGCAAAUUUUGCAUUUGAGAGAAAAGACACCGUGAUAAAGCACACUAAGAGCGAAAAAUACAUAACUAAAAGAAAAAAAUAUGAAGAUGGGUGUGCUGAUAAAAAAAUUCAGAGCUCUGUUGCAGAGUGCUUUGGUAGUGCUAAACGUAAAAAAGCAGACGUCGAACAUUUGGCACUGAGGACAACAGAGGCCUUCGCUAAAGCUAACAUACCUCUUCAAAAAUUGGAUGAUCCUAACAUAAGGGCAUGGCUAAAUGAAUUUGUGGCAGGUUCUGGAGACAUGCCUUGUGUCAAAACACUGAGGGAAAAGUAUGUUCCUAAACUUGCUGAAUACCACUUUUAAAAUGUGAUGGAAAUUGUUAAAGAUAAACUAAUUUUUAUCUAUUCGGAUGAGACUACAGACAGUCAAGGAAGAUGUGUUUUUGUGGUACUCUUUCUAGUGCUCCAAGAACCAGUAGGCAAACCUCAGGUAGUAGUAGCUUCAGUUAAUUUUCUUGCAAAAGCGGAUGCGACCACAUGUGCACAAGUUAUUUCAGAAUGUGUAAAUAAGUAUGAAAUUUCAUACAAGAACAUCAGAGGUUUGGUUACAGACUCAGCUCGCUACAUGACAAAGUGUGUCAACAGCUUGCAAGUUCUGUAUGGAGAUCACGUACUCCAUAUUCAGUGCUAGGCCCACAAAGUUGCCCUAGUAGGAAAUGUGUUGUCAUGUGAACUUGUUGAGGUAAACGAUGUCGUAGUGAAGGUAAAGUCUGCCUUUUUAAACACUCGCAACAGGAAACACCAAUAUUUGCAAGAAGAAACUGUGAAACCAGAUAAACUGUUUCCAAUGCCAGUCAAUACUCGUUGGAAUUCAUGGUUUUGUGCAGUGUUCUACCUGGCUGAAUAUUUUUUGGAAAUCAUUAACUUUUUCAGAAAUACGUAGUGACUUUCAGGAAACUAACAAUGCAGGAAUUAAGUAUCUGAUCAUGCUUUCAGACAAAGAUGUAUCCGUAAUUUUAGCACAGUGUAUUUUUGUACAGCAGCAUGCUUCUGAAAUAAUGGAUCUGCUAACGAAACUUGAAAGGUCUAUGUACCCUACAUCACAUACUCUGUAUGGGGAUCUGGAAAAUAUACAAAAAGGUUUGGACUGUGCAGCAAAGGGUAUAUUUUCCAGUACUUUCGAAAACAGUAGUGUCCUCAAAAAUUUGAACACCACUGACAUUGCACAUGUGAAGCACAACUGCCAAAAAGCCACAACACUGUGCAUGAACAAACUGCAGACACUCAUGAACAGUGAUCCUUGUGCACAUGUUUACAGGUCAUUGAACCAGCUUUUCAACCCUAAGAACAUUCUCCUUAACAAAACUGAAAACAUAGUUACACAACUAAAAUCCAUUGCUGAUCUGAAGAUGAUAGACAGUGUUGACCUUUUUAAAGGGUACCAGUCUCUAAAAGAUGCAGCAGAGUCACUGUGCAGAGCUGGUGAAGUUGUUGAUGUCGUGAAAAUUCUCACUACACUGACAACUGACUGUCAACAGUUUGCUGUGCUUAAAUCAAUAUGGAUGCCUACAAAUAAUGUUGAGAGUGAGAGGUUGUUGAGUCACUACAAUAUUGUUGUUUCAGAUAGACGGCAGAACUUAAAAGAAGAGAAUAUUGAAGUGUUUACAAUGCUCUCCUUUGACGGUUGAUUUUUUUUUUUUUAAAGAAUUUUAUGCAACAGUUAUGUUAAGCUAAUGUGCGUGUAAAAUUUUUACAAUGGAAUUUUUAACAUAUAGUUUUUAUUAGUGAAAUGAAAUUUUUUCUGUUGUAUCUUCAUAUGAUGAACAGUACUUUAAUUUCUUAUGUUAUGUACUGAACAAUGCAUUAAGCUAACAAGUGACUAAAAAAUUUCUUUAUGGAAGUUUCACAGUCAGUGCUGAGCAAUUUUUAUGUACAACAGGAAAUUUCAUGUUUUCAUUGUUAUGUACUUUUGGUUUAAGCAAAUGUAAAGAGUGUGUUUAAAUUAGGAUAAUUAUAAGCUAUGCCAAAGAAAAUGAAUUACGUAACAAAUAUUAAGGCUAUACAGUUACAACUAUUUAAUUUAAUUAUCCAGAUAAAAAAAUAACACCGCUUUUUGGCAAAAAUAAUACCGCUUUUGGCCAAAAAUAACACUGCCAGUUUCAGGUCUCUAGUAAUUAGUUUUUAACCAAAUUAUUCUUAACUUCCUUUAAAAAUGCUUAAUGGAAGCAGUGGUACAUAAAAAAUAAAAACACAUUUUUAUUUUUAAAAUCUUGUGUAGCUUCUAUUAAUUGUUUAAUGUUUAUAUAAUUAGCAGACAAAUUUUUGAGCAGUUUCCCACUGAAAUAACAAAAAAAAAAAAAAAAAAAAAGCUAUUAAAAACUGAAACAUACAUACAUCUGAUUGGUCUCCAGGUUAAAAUAAAAAUUUUUUAAUGCAAAUAAUAUAUGUAAUGUUUAUUCACCAAAUCAAAGAAAAUAAAUUACAAUUGUAAAAGAGAAUUUCAUGUUAAACCUUAGCACAUUUUGAAGUAAAACUGUGAAGCUAUCACAUAGAUAAUAAAAAAUACUACAAACAUGUGACUCAUAGCAGUGGCGUAGCGUGGGUGGGGCGGAGGGGGCGGCCCGCCCCGGACGGCAGCCCGCGGGGGCGGGUCGCCGGUGAAGCGGGUUGAGAUCUGAUCUAUGAUUCAUUCAUUACAUGUGUCAGACACACUAUAAUGUUCCAUUUUUAUCUAAAAUUUUGCGCACCAACUAUUUUUUAAUAUUUAUUUAAAAGAAAAACUGCGAAAUCACUGACAGAGCUCUUUAUAACGUUUGUUUGUUUACAUACGAACAGCAACAUCGCAUCACGCCGCGCCGCCCGGCGCGCGCGAGCCGAGUUGAGCGGCACUCCUUAUUAUGUUCAUUACUCAUACAAAAUCUUUUGUUUCACGCGUCGGCCCGUGUCGAUGCCUCUCUUUCGCACUCAUUGAAUUUAGUACUACGCAUUGUACUGUAAAGUUUGACCUUAACCCAGGGCAAACCAACAACUUCCGCAAACCGGGACACAGUAAAACUCCUAUAUUGCCCCGUACCGCGAGCGCAGGUAAACCCAAAAAAAUAUUAAAACCCAAACUAAUAGCACGCUUAAAAAAUACUAAUAAGUUUGCGAACAGUGAGAGGAGGCAGCAAGUUAAAAAGACGCAAAAUUUAUAUGACAACAUUUAAUAUAUAUAUAUAUAUAUAUAUAUAUAUAUAAUAAAAUCGUUUCAUCACAAAUCGGCGCAUCCAUCAUAAAAUACAUACCCUAUUACUACUUAUAAAAAAAUAGCUAUAUAAUAAUAAAAAGGCAUUAAAAAUAUAUAAGAACAUAUUAAUACAAAUACAAAUACAAAUAUAGAUACGCACCGGGCGUAUCACCGCUGUAAAUACCAAUUAACAUAGGCGAAAUCUAGCAAAAAAUUGACACACCUUAACAUGCAAAUAAAUAUACCAAAAAUUUAGCAAAUUACAAAUUAUGGGUUUACAAGCCCUUCUCAGUUAAGUCAUUUUCUAACGGUCGACGCCUUUUUUCUUCUAGGUCUGGCAGGGAUUGGGUGAAACACGCUGAACGUAAAAUCCCAGUUUCAGUUUUAUUAGUCCGUUAAUUUAAAUCCCAAAAAUCCACAAAUUAUAGUUUCGCACCAGGGGUCAAAGGGGUCAACGGGGCAGUGGCACGGCUGGCACUUACUUGCUUUUUGACGUCGUGAUGUCUGGUCACCAAAUACACAAGUUUGCUCACGAGUGUUUUUAAUGGCAAACCCUUGCCAUUAUACGUUACCGUAGCUGCAGGUAAUUGUACGGAUAUGACGAAUUCUUCGCCAUACCAUCUUGGAGUUUAUUUCGGCGCACAUAAUUCAUCCUUGGAAAAUCCUCGCGAUAUUCACACACGCCUCACCAACCACUCGCGUUCAUCGUACCAUACCAAAGCGUUCUAAAUUAUAUAAAUAAACCCCGUUCAUAUUCAAAAAGGAACACACGUAUACAGUUACUUCGAUGUGGAACCAUCACCAUGGCCAACCCGCAUUUUACUUCACGUGCGCGCCCGCCUGGGCCUACCAGGCGACUCCGCUCGCCCGUCUCACCUGACGUCACACAAUCAGCUGUUCUGCUCGCGCGCCGUCUAGCGCAGCGAUUACCAACAUAUUCGGUAUUGUCCUCGAACUUUCCAGACCAAUUUAAUAACUUAAAAUCUUAAACUUUAAAAUAAUAAGACUAAACAAGAAUUACAAAUUUCUUUUUUAAAACAACAUAUAACAAACUUAAAUCCAAAAUUUCUCGUAUUACCAGGGCAUCCGAAAGAUUAAUAAAAUACGUUAACCAUUUCUGCCAACAUAAACAUUAUCAAAGGUAGCAGCUGUAGCACACAUGCUACAGUACUGAUCUUUGUUUGUUUUAGUGCAUCGUGAAGUACCGUUACGCAAUCACGCUUUACUCGUAUGUUUGUUUCGCGAGGGUUUCGGAUACGGAACGAAAGUCAUUUUGAUUGUGUUUCGAUCUUUUAAAUACUGUUGAAUCUGCUAAAACUAAACAUUUAGAACUUUACCCAAUCUUUGAACUAGUUUUUGAAAAUGAAAAGAGUCAAAGAAAGCGGUGCGGAAUUCCGCAAAAAAAAAAAAAAAAGGCUAAGAAAGAAGCAGAUGCGAAGAAGUCUCAAGGUGCAUUACUGAAAUAUUUUAGUUCCAGUUCUGGUUCGAAAGCCACGUUAACGUCUUCGGUGGCAUCCUGCAGCAGCGGAAGUGAUUCCAGUGUACAAGAAGAAGACGUACCUGCCGUCGCAGUUGGAAGUAGUUCUGGUCCCACCACAGAGCAGGGUCAAGACCAAGUCGACUCAUCAAAAGUACCUCAAGCAUCUAGUCAUAAGCCUGCAGAAAAAGUGAAUGUUGCCAAAGAAGACAUAAUUGAAAUCGUGCCUUCUGCUCCUGCCGAAAUCAAAGAUGUGAAUCUCGACGAUGUAGGUUGCUGGCCUUCUCCUAUGACCGACGAAGUAAGAACGCUUCUAGUACGUCGCGGAUCUGACUCAGUACAGCACAUUGAUUCCAAAUUUGCCGAUGUUGUUCGCUCAGGGACUUCAACGAAAGGCGGUACCCGAAAACUAACCAAAGAGUGGUUCUACAAACCAUUAUAUAACGGUGAAAAGGUUCUCCGAACAUGGAUGGUGUACUCGCCUUUGAAGCAAUCCUUGUAUUGUUUUUCUUGCAAGCUGUUUGGCAAUUCCGGCUCUAACUUCGCAUCUGAAGAAGGAUUCAACAAAUGGUGGAAGCUAAAUCUUAGAAUAGGAGACCAUGAAAAUAGCCUGGGCCAUGAACAGAGCUUCUUGAAAUGGAAGGAGUUGGAAGUUCACCUGAACUGUAAAGCAACCAUCGAUCAGAAACAACAAGAAGUUUUCGAAAGUGAGGAGAAGAAGUGGAGGGAUGUACUGUACAGGUUGCUGAAUAUUAUCCAGUUCUUAGCCAAACAGAAUAUGGCCUUCAGAGGACAUCGAGAAGACAUUCGAGGAGAUGAUAGUGGCAAUCGCGGGAACUUUCUGGAGUUAGUGCACCUCCUAGCUAAAUACGACCCUCUUCUAAUGGAACACCUGACAAAGAUAAAGCUGGGAGCAAGAGUCUCAGUUUCGUAUCUAUCUCCAGAAACCCAGAAUGAAUUUAUAAACUUACUGGGACAGCAAGUUCGAUCCACCAUCAUCCGUCGUAUUCAAGAAGCUAAAUAUUAUUACGUAAUCUUCGACAGUACACCAGACAUCUCCCACAAUGACCAAAUGAGCCAAGUUCUGCGAUACAUACAUAUCGAAGGAGAAAAAGUCGCCGUGGUAGAAUCUUUCAUUGACUUCUUCGAACCAAAAGGAAAAAAUGCAGAAGAUCUCAGCAACGAUAUAAUCGCGAAGAUAACAUCAGACGGACUGGACAUACAGAAUCUGAGAGGACAGGCUUAUGACAAUGCUGACACAAUUUCAGGGAUCCACAAUGGAGUUCAAGCCCGGAUUAAAGCACUGAAUCCGAAAGCUAUAUUCGUUGCAUGCACAAACCACUCACUAAAAUUGGCUGGGGUACACGCUGCUUCUGAAUCAGUGGAUUCCGUGACAUUUUUUGGACCUCUGGAGAAGCUGUUUGCCUUCUUUUCCGCAUCAACUGUUCGAUGGAACGCUUUGGUUGCCGUCACAGGUCAAGCAGUAAAACGAGUCACUGAAACGCACUGGAGCGCUAGACAUGUAGCUGUCAAGAUGCUUAAAAAUAAGUUUGAGGUAGUUCUUGAGGUACUGGAACAAUUAACAGAUUCAUCUCAAACUUCCGAAACAAGAUCGGGAGCCAGUCUUCUCCUGACAGCCAUGCAGUAAUUUAACUUCCUAACUUUUCUUGGCUUUUGGGCUGCAGUGCUACCUGAAGUAAAUGACGCACAGAUUUACCUGCAGCAACGAGGACUAAGUGUGGAUAAGUGUGCUCAGAAACUCUGCGCUUUGAAAACCCUCUUAGUGGAAAGUAGAGAUCGUUUCGUGCAAGAAGCAAUUGACUUUGCUAAGACUCUCUGCGAAAAACUCGGAAUCGAACUCAAAACGAGAAGAAUUCGCAGGAAAAAACGCAUGCAUGGCGAUGAAUCUUCUGAAGAUGCAGCUUUGUCUCACAAACAGGAAAUCCGUCGAGAGAUUAUCGCAUCAUUCGACAAGAUCAUUCAAGAAAUGACGACUCGAUUCCAGCAAAUUCAAGAAAUAUCGGACAAGUCAGCCAGCGAAACUUUUGGACAGCAAGUUCAAGUGUGAUCUUUCCCAUGUAUUAGAAGACAUCGACAAGGACGAGUUUCAGAUGGAGCGGAAGCGUCUUCAGCAGUUUGUUGUUGUUGCCUGUUCUGAAUCAGAGGAAGAUAUAAGUGGUAAAGGACCACUGGAGCUCCUCCAGUUCAUUCAAAAACUGAAUCUCGGAAUUUCGGUUCCAAAUAUAGUCAUCUUGAUUCGUAUAUAUUUGACUUUGGCGAUUAGUGUUGCAAGUUGUGAGAGAAGUUUUUCGAAGUUGAAGCUAAUAAAAAAUUACCUCAGGUCUUCUAUGAGCUCCGUUAGACUAUCAAACUUGGCUAUAUUGUCGAUUGAACAAGAAUUGGCUGCUAAUAUUGAUUUUGACAAAGUUAUUUCUGACUUCGCUGCUCAUAAGGCCCGUAGAAUCCGCUUGUAAAACCGCUCAUCCUAUUUUAACUUCAAUAAAAGGUAUCUCAUUGCAUGUGAAAUUUAAUUUUAAUUAAGCACCUAUAGAAUGGGGGCGGCAAAAUGGGUCUCCCGCCCCAGGCGCCGAGAUGGCACGCUACGCCACUGACUCAUAGCCUUAUACCCUUUAUACUAAGUAGACCUUCUGCCAUAUUUUUGUUAAGAAUAUGUUUUUUAUGAUUAAUUUGAUCCUAAUUACAUUUCUAUACCAGAUUCCACCUAUGAGAUUAGUAAAAAAGGUUGAAAAUCAUAGAUUAUGAUAUUUUGGUUUUAAUAACAACUAAACAA
Bacillus rossius redtenbacheri is the source of this 9865-nucleotide messenger RNA. RefSeq names its product zinc finger MYM-type protein 1-like. NCBI's taxonomy places the organism in Eukaryota, Metazoa, Arthropoda, Insecta, Phasmatodea, Bacillidae. The transcript has 2 exons. The coding region runs from base 7364 to 8722 and encodes 452 amino acids. The record is from RefSeq and is a predicted model, not a curated record.